UCACAUGAAAAGAUAAUCAAAUAUUUACAAAAAUGUGAGGGGUGUACUCACUUUUGUGAGAUACUGUAGGUUCUGUACUUAUACAUGAUUUUAGUCUGCAAAAAUGGUGCCCUUCGAAUGAAACAGUAAGGGGGCUUUUUUUUAAAUUACUUUUGGAUAACCUUUUGAAAUAAGUAUUAUUACUGGAUAUCCUAAACGUUGCACUUCCUAAGAACAUAUUAUGCCCAAGUAUCACCCACCUUCAGUGGUUGAUAUCUCAAUUGGAUACUGUGGAUUUGUACCUAAGACCUGCUGCUGUAAUCAUGAAGACCAUGAUGCUCUUACUGAACAUCCUUUCAUGCCCACUUUUUUUUGUAGAAGAGGAACGAUUAAUAAUCCCACUAUCCAGUGUUACCCAAAAGAUGAUGGGUUCCCUUUGAGUCUGCUCAAGGGUUCUUUCUCAUGUCGUCUCAGGAAGGUUUUCCUAGCCACUGUCGUGGCUUGCUCAUUAGGGAUGUAAUUAUAGGCUAAAUCCAGAGUCGUCUAGUGGGGUGAAAGGUGAUGACAAUUAUAGGGGCCCCCACUGCCCAGGUGCCCCACUAAAUCAGCAGUAUUUAUAUUACAGUAUUAGACAUAUUACAGUUACAGCUUGUAUGCCUGAGAGUUUAAUGAAAACCACAACAACUUCAUGAAAGAAGUUUUCCCAAAUAACAUAAACAUAAAUAAAAUAAAAAUACCCAUCUGUUGAAAAAAUACCCACUGGUCGCUGAUGUGAUAUAUUUUAAGAUAACAAUACUGUCAAGAAAAUGUGACUACAAUUCACUUCUCUUGGAUGGAUACAUUUAUUAGCUUUAUUUAAUAAAAUAUUAUGCAGAUGCGUAUUAUCUUCAUCAAAAAUGAAGACAAUGAGUAACUGCAAACACUUUUGAGGGAAAAAAAAGUUUUUACAAUAACAUUACCAUGAUAUGUUACAAGUAAAUAUACUGCGUCACAGUGAUAUGAUAUUAAUCUUUUAAAAUAAUAAUGUAGAUGUGGGCCUCCAUGGUCAUAUGUUAUACCGUAUAUGAUAUGAGUGGAGGACUGUGGGGUCCACGACCCCCUAGAUACAACUCUGGCUAAUUCUAUUACUUUGUAUCAAUGUCUAUUAUUAAAAACGCUAUAUAAAUACCAUUUAACUGAAUAAUCGAUGAUUCACAUCUAACCACCUGAUGUGUGAAUGAGUGUACGCUUUAACCUCCCCCGCCCCCCAUUUUUUUUUCUAGAAAAAGCACAUCCAGACCUCCUCCUCCUCCUCCUCCUCCAGCACAUCAUUGGUGCUUUUCUGCUUCUGAAUCUACUCCUUUGUGGCCCAGCUGGUUAGUCUUCAGCCUGUGAAGCCUGCAGGUUCAGAGGGCUCGGACUCCUCUGAAUGAUGACUGAUUCAGACACUUCAUCCUCAUCUGAUCCCUUGCUGCACAAACCCCACACUCCUCUCCCACUCUCUUUCCCUUUUCUGAGAGGGGGCAGUCAUGUUUGGGAGAGGAAACCGCCACAAGCCGGGGAGCCACAUAGUCCACUUCCUACCAAGCGCAAUCGCUCCUACUCUGCAACUGUGAGGUCCAGGUCUGGCCCAGUUUUCAAGGGAGUCUGCAAGAACUUCUCUAGAUCUCAGGGACAUGGUUUCAUCCGACCUACUCAUGGAGGCGAGGAUAUAUUUGUUCACAUCUCAGACAUUGAGGGUGAAUAUGUACCAGUGGAGGGGGAUGAGGUGACCUACAAAGUGUGUCCUGUUCCACCGAAGAAUCUGAAGUUCCAGGCUAUAGAGGUGGUAAUCACUAACCUUACACCAGGAACAAAGCAUGAGACAUGGUCUGGACAAGUUUUCAGCUCAUAGCUCAGACAUUACUCUUGCUAGAAUGAAUAACAGAAGUUUGGGCAGGACGCAUUCUGACAAGGAGAAGGGAAAUACAGUGUUACAAAAUAGCUGAAGGCAUUAAAUAUCUUUAUAUAUAUUUACUAACAUAAGCUUGAAAUGGUGUUAUGUGUAAGUAGGUUAUGGAUGGAUUUGGGGUCGUGUAACUUCUGGGUCUUUAGCUUGGCAAAUAUGUGCUAUAAACUAUUUGGAAGGUGGUGUAACUAACUGGAGUUAGAAGUUAGUUUGGCAGGACUGACUGAGCUUUUAAAAUAGCAGUAGAAGUUAUAUAAAAACAUAAAGUCUCCAUCUGGAUAGCAUUGACUUUGUCUGUCUGUCUGUCUGUCUGUCUGUAUUUAUUUAUUUAUUUAUUUAUUUAUUUAUAUUUUAGGGUGAAGUUGAUUUCAUUAUUUCGGUGCAUUGUUAUUACAUACUACUGAGACUACUGACAACCAAAAUGUUAGUGUCAUGUGGACGAACAGUGAUAAUUAUAUUCUUAAUAAUCAUAGAACAAAUGUUAAAUUUCUGUAAGUGGAAAUUUUAAUUACCUUACCUCACAGUUAGGGGUGGACAAAGUACUGAGAAAUUAUGCUUAAGUGACAGUAUAUAUAAUGUGUCAAAAUCUUACUCAAUUAAAAGUUGAACUAUUCUGCCAAAAAAUGCAAUCAAAUGAAAGUUAAAUAGUUGCUACUCAGGGCCAGGGGUGCGCAUGCUCAAGUAACACAGGGCAAAGGAUUAUCCAUAUUCAGACAUACAUGGUUAGCUAUAGCACUAACUACAUUGUGUAACACAAUAAGGUAGAGGUUUAUAACGUACUUUGUAGGUCUAAAUAAAAAUGUAUGGAGGAAAAAUUCCUUUUUUUUUAUUGGAAAUGUAAUCGGGUAAGAGUACAAGUAUUCAAUUUCAACAACAAUCAAGUAUAAAUACACCAAAAUAAUACUUAAGUAUAGUAAGAAAGUACAACUACUCAAAUAUUGUCUACCCUUGCUCAAAAUAGUGAAUUUUUUUUUAAGAACAUUGGAAAUGCUCACAAACCUCAUCCAUCUGAUAAUGGGCUGUUCAUUAGUGAAAAGCAUUUUGACAUUGCAUUGUCAGUGUCCUCACUGUAACAAACUGUGUGCAUUUUAAGAACAUUAAAUAAACAUUGGGUAUUUGACCAAAUACCCCACUCAAAUUCACUUCUUCCCCACCUUCAGUGUAACUGUAAUUUUAUUGUCUACAAUGUAAUAAAUGGUUGUUUGAAUUUACAGUUGUCUGACCAUACAUGAGUCUGAUCAUUCAGAUGCACUGAUGAACAUUUUCGAAUGGUCAAUCUUUUGCUCAGAUUUGUUCAUAUACAACUUCAUUGAAUAAGAACCAUUGUCUGUAAGUUUCUUAGCAGCGUACACUAACUUAAGUCAGUGGCUCUGAAUAUGACUAAUAAAUAUUUUGCUCAUGCUGA
This is a messenger RNA of Ictalurus punctatus (channel catfish), 3311 nucleotides long. RefSeq names its product cold shock domain containing C2, RNA binding a (gene csdc2a). The record is from RefSeq and is a predicted model, not a curated record. Gene Ontology annotation, molecular function: mRNA 3'-UTR binding. The transcript is spliced from 4 exons. Bases 1388 to 1852 code for a protein of 154 amino acids. Lineage: Eukaryota; Metazoa; Chordata; Actinopteri; Siluriformes; Ictaluridae. Gene Ontology annotation, biological process: regulation of mRNA stability. Gene Ontology annotation, cellular component: cytoplasm.